Mucor mucedo is the source of this 462-nucleotide messenger RNA. RefSeq lists its product as uncharacterized. The coding region runs from base 1 to 462 and encodes 153 amino acids. The record is from RefSeq and is a predicted model, not a curated record. Lineage: Eukaryota; Fungi; Mucoromycota; Mucoromycetes; Mucorales; Mucoraceae. The transcript has 2 exons.
AUGGAGCUUAAUCUUUGUUUGUACUGUGAAAAGAGAGUUGCAGACGAUAAUAUGGCGUUCUGCUCAAUUUCAUGUCAAUCAAACGAGGCCAGCAAAUCCUAUGGACCAUCAAUUGCUUUCAACAAUAAUAAAAUGCAAUCACCAAUAAUUAGGACAAGUAGUAAAGGACAGAUGCCGUACCAAAUGUCUUAUCAUAGACGACCCUCACUCUCUUAUUCGACAACUACAUCAACGAAUGAUGGUAGAAAGAAGGAUUCAAUGCAUCCGACCAGCUUAUCCUCCUCUUUAUCAACAAACCGACCGCCUUUCUUUCUAAUGCAAUCUAUAUCAACGUCAUCAUCUUUUUCUUCUUCUCUAUCUGAUGUAUCCGUUUUCUCAACAUCGUGUUCAUGCGAAGAUAAAGCAGGAAAUAUUUGUCCUCCCUACCACAUCACACGUACUACACAUAAUAUCGCAUCUUAA